Messenger RNA from Triplophysa rosa, 1977 nucleotides. RefSeq names its product actin related protein 3 (gene actr3). Gene Ontology annotation, biological process: Arp2/3 complex-mediated actin nucleation. The transcript is spliced from 12 exons. NCBI's taxonomy places the organism in Eukaryota, Metazoa, Chordata, Actinopteri, Cypriniformes, Nemacheilidae. The record is from RefSeq and is a predicted model, not a curated record. Gene Ontology annotation, cellular component: Arp2/3 protein complex; actin cortical patch. Gene Ontology annotation, molecular function: actin filament binding. Bases 101 to 1357 code for a protein of 418 amino acids.
CCCCUCGCGCUUCCGGGUUCCGCCUCGGCUCGCACACAUCCUGACCGUCUGAUCACUUCACUCGGACCCCGGAGCUCACCGGCGCUUUAACCCGCUCGAGAUGGCCGCACGGUUACCGGCAUGCGUUGUGGAUUGUGGCACCGGGUACACUAAACUGGGAUAUGCAGGAAACACAGAACCACAGUUCAUCAUUCCAUCAUGCAUAGCCAUUAAAGAGUCUGCAAAGGUGGGAGAUCAAGCGCAGAGGAGGAUGAUGAAGGGUGUGGAUGACCUUGACUUCUUCAUCGGAGACGAGGCCAUUGAUAAACCCAAUUAUGCCACCAAAUGGCCAAUAAGACAUGGAAUUGUUGAGGACUGGGAUCUGAUGGAGAGAUUUAUGGAGCAGGUGAUCUUUAAGUACUUGAGGGCUGAACCUGAAGAUCAUUACUUCCUGCUGACUGAACCACCGUUAAACACGCCAGAAAACCGUGAAUACACGGCCGAGAUCAUGUUUGAGUCCUUUAAUGUGCCAGGCCUGUACAUUGCUGUGCAGGCUGUUUUGGCGUUGGCGGCGUCGUGGACAUCCCGUCAGGUGGGGGAGAGAACACUUACAGGAACCGUCAUUGACAGCGGUGAUGGGGUUACACACGUCAUUCCAGUGGCGGAAGGCUACGUGAUUGGCAGCUGUAUUAAACACAUUCCCAUUGCGGGGCGGGACAUCACAUAUUUCACACAGCAGUUACUGAGGGAACGAGAGGUGGGCAUCCCGCCAGAACAAUCGCUGGAGACGGCGAAAGCUGUUAAGGAGCGUUUCAGUUACGUGUGUCCCGACCUGGUGAAAGAGUUUAAUAAAUACGACACAGAUGGAUCUAAAUGGAUCAAACAGUACACUGGGAUCAACGCUAUCAGCAAGAAAGAGUUCACCAUUGAUGUGGGGUACGAGCGAUUCCUGGGACCAGAAAUCUUCUUUCAUCCUGAGUUUGCUAAUCCUGACUUCACUCAGCCCAUCUCAGAAGUAGUCGAUGAGGUCAUUCAGAACUGUCCAAUUGAUGUCCGCCGUCCGCUCUAUAAGAACAUCGUUCUGUCCGGCGGUUCCACCAUGUUCCGAGACUUUGGUCGUCGUAUGCAGAGAGAUUUGAAGAGAACAGUGGAUGCUCGAUUGAAACUCAGCGAGGAACUCAGUGGAGGAAAACUCAAGCCUAAACCAAUCGACGUUCAGGUCAUCACCCAUCACAUGCAGAGAUACGCUGUGUGGUUCGGAGGAUCCAUGCUGGCAUCCACUCCGGAGUUCUACCAAGUUUGUCACACCAAGAAGGAUUACGAAGAGAUUGGGCCCAGCAUCUGCCGCCACAAUCCUGUGUUUGGAGUCAUGUCUUAAAUACUUUAACACACACACACACAGUGGAUGGUUGGGUGCAGACGCAGCAACGAUUACUUUUCUAUUGUUGGUCCUCUCAGAUAGUAAAACAGUCGAUGGCUGCUGGAAACAGAGUUUCUUACUUUUUUUAUUUUAUCUCAAUGUAAACAAAUCAAACAGCUUCAGUCUGGUGUGAUGUUAUGGAAAAUAACUGAUCAUGAUGCUAUUGAUGAUGAAAACUGGACUGGAUUGAAUAUUAUUGUGCUGUAAAAGAAAUCACAUGUUAAACUGUGUGUUUGGAUGAAUCCUGUCUCUCUUUUAAAGUUUUGUGGAAGAAAAAACGCCUUCCAAAACAAAGCAAAGUUAUUCUUUUGCUACUUUGCUACUUUCCUGUCCUUCAACAUUUGUAACUAAAGGAAAAUAAAAAAAUCCCAUAAUCUUGAUUUUCUUUGCUCAUGGUGUUUUAGAUUCUCACCUGCUUUUACUUUCAUUAUUGAAAAAUGAAUAAGACGAUGAUAAUGAUGAGCUAAAGUGGAAUAAUGACAGUAUUAACAAGCUUGUUUCCAUAAACUAAAGAUGGUUUGAAAAUAAAAAAUGUAAAGGCAAGAACAUUCCAAUUAAAGCUCGUCCUUUCUAAUGAA